Malassezia pachydermatis is the source of this 1185-nucleotide messenger RNA. Its product is annotated as hlh-domain-containing protein. Lineage: Eukaryota; Fungi; Basidiomycota; Malasseziomycetes; Malasseziales; Malasseziaceae. The transcript is spliced from 3 exons. Gene Ontology annotation, molecular function: DNA-binding transcription factor activity, RNA polymerase II-specific; protein dimerization activity; RNA polymerase II cis-regulatory region sequence-specific DNA binding. The record is from RefSeq and is a predicted model, not a curated record. Gene Ontology annotation, biological process: regulation of transcription by RNA polymerase II. The coding region runs from base 1 to 1185 and encodes 394 amino acids.
AUGUCCUCGUGUUCGGUCCCCGUACCGAAUGACCUGAUUCGACGUAUGGCUACGUCGUGCCAUGUCCAAAUGCCGAUGAGCUCCAUGCCGGAAUCAACGCAGACCAAUCCCGCGGCACCAAUCUCCUCUCAAUGGGGCUCUGACCCCCACCAUGGGUCCAUGUUGUCUCAAUCUGAAGAGGCAUACGCAUCCCCACCCGAAGUUCCUGCUGACUGGCAGCGAACUAUGGUUCAACGUCGUCCUGUGCCUGCCCGUACGCAGUCGCAAACAAUGUCGGAGAUAGAGGCGCUGGAUACCGAUGGCUCUAUCUUCUCCGAAGGUCAUGGCAUGGACGAUGAGCCACGGCGGCUGUCGGCCAACUCCAGCAGCGCAGAUGCAGCUCGACUAACAAAUGACGAGCAGUGCAGCAUGGAAAAACGACGUCGGCGACGCGAAUCACACAAUGCCGUGGAGCGACGAAGGCGUGACAAUAUCAACAGCCAAAUCACAGAGCCAGUCGCCACAUUGUUGCCUGAAGCUAUGCUGCGUGAUGCGAUUUCCACCUCGACACAGGGUGGCAACAGUGCUGCCUGGACGUUUGGACCUGAUACGGCGGUGAAAGUGGCACAGAACCGAUCCCAAUUUGGCUCUUGGUACAUUGCUCAAUCCUCCACGCAGAGUGGUGACAAGUCGGAUACACCGAACAGCCCGACGGAGUCGCCAUCGCCCAAGGCAGAGGAGUCAGAGGCUGAGUGUGUUCCCAAGAGCUCGUGCCUGCGCAUGAGCUCGUGCACGAGCUUUGCAGCUACACUCGCGCCUGUGAAUGCAGACAACCCUGCGCUCGCCGCAGCGCAGGCCAAGCCGAACAAGGGCAUUAUCUUGCGGAAGAGCGUGGAGUACAUUCGACAGCUGCAGCAGUUUUUGGAUAUGCAGAUGAGCCGAAACGAGAUGCUGGAGAAGGAACUCCGUCAAUUGUACCAUUCUCACUCGAGCGGGACACCGCAUGAGGGCGUGGAUGUGAAAGCGGAAACCUCGACGCAGGAGUCUGUCUCGCCGCAGUCGUGUGACUUGGAUGUACGUUGGAACAUUGAAGAGAGGGACGAUGGACAAAAACCCUCGUUCUCGACCAUGUUCCCAGACACGGAUGUGCGUCCGAUGCUCCCCCUCGCAACGGACGGCGUGGUCCUGUUCCCGUCCAACGUGUAA